Oryza sativa Japonica Group (Japanese rice) is the source of this 1302-nucleotide messenger RNA. Lineage: Eukaryota; Viridiplantae; Streptophyta; Magnoliopsida; Poales; Poaceae. The record is from RefSeq and is a predicted model, not a curated record.
AAAAACCAAUGGCAGAAUAUUUCAGGCUCUGGCAUAUCCAAACAUAAAUAAGUAACAUAAGGUUCAGCUCUGCUCCAUCCAUGCAUCGCCUCCAUUAUUCAUGCUUCGAUUCUCCAUGCUUUCCUCUACUGCUCAUUGGUAACAUUCGGCAAAUUUGACAGAUGGGUAUAUUGGUCAUCUUGGUGGACCUGCAAUGCUGCCGCUGCGAUGCCAAGAUCAGGAAGGUCCUGGGCUGCCUUGAAGAGGAGUACUGCAUCGAGAAGGUGGAGUACGACGUGAAGAACAACAGGGUGAUCGUGCGCGGGAAGUUCGACCCGGAGAAGCUGUGCAAGAAGAUCUGGUGCAAGGCCGGCAAGAUCAUCAAGGAGAUCCUCAUCGUCGACGUCUGGCCGCCGCCGCUGCCGCAGCCGCCGCCGCCGUGCAAGCCGCCGCCGUGCGAGAAGCCUCCGGAGGACUGCAAGCCCAAGCCCUGCCAUUGCUGCAGCUGCGAGAAGCCCAAGCCCAAGCCCAAGCCCUGCCACUGCGAGAAGCCCAAGCCCUGUCACUGCGAGAAGCCCAAGCCAUGCGAGAAGCCGCCGCCGUGCAAGCCGGAGGAGCCGCCGAAGCCGCCGCCGGAGAAGCCGCCGCCGAAGCCGGAGUGCAAGCUGGUGCCGUACCCUUACCCGGUGCCGUACCCGUACGCCGGGCAGUGGUGCUGCCCAAAGCCUGAGCCGCCGAAGCCGCCGCCGGAGCCACCGAAGGAGCCGGAGCCGCCGAAGCCGUGCGGGUGCUCGCACGCCUUCGUGUGCGUCUGCAAGCCGGCGCCGCCGCCGCCGCCGCCGUGCGGGUGCUCGGGGGGCCACGGGAACUGCGGCUGCGGCAUCAGGCCGUGGCCGCCGCAGGUGUGGCCGCCGCCGCCCGUCUGCCCGCCGCCGCCGUGGUGCUACACCGAGGACAACGCCAACGCCUGCUCCAUCAUGUGAUGGCCGGCCGGCGGUCGGCGUCGAUCACGAUCAUCUCUGCUGCUUAAUUUCCUUGCUUGCUACUACCUCUGCUCCUUUCCUUGCCUCGGAAAUCGGAAUAAAUUAAACACGAGGCUGAUCGAUGUGUUUGUAAUUAAUCCAUGGUGUUUGUGUUGUGUGCUGUGUGGGCUGUAUAAUAAUUAAUUACAGUAUGUUCAUGUAAAUUUGUUUGUUUGUUUGUUUAUGUUGUUCGAUAUGUAUAAUUAUGUACAAUAAUUAAUCGUGGAGAGGCUCACUAAACUCAUAAACUGUAGAGUAUCUUGGCUGUAAAAGUGUGGCAAUUUAUCUUUUUCUUGUGUUA